UCGGCGUCCCUGACACCACCCCCCCUCUUCGAUUGCCCCUGCCAGCGCCCUCCCGAGCUGCUUGGCGCCCGGCGUCCCGCGCCCGCCUGAACAGCUCUUGUGCCCCACACCCGGGCCAGAGGCCGAGGAAGGCGGGCGAAGUAAGGGGGCGCGGCGUGAAGCAGCCUCCCCAGCCGUGAGCAGGUAGCUAACGCCUAGUAGGGAGCGCCAGGGACUGCAGGAGUUCGAGGAGCGCGGCUACGGGGGGCGGACAUCAGCGCCCGUGCGGCGAGAUGCCGGGCCUCCGAGUGUGAGCCGAGCCAGGAGGGCCCAGAGCCACCUGCGCCCCCUCCCCUCUCCCUGCCCCCAAUCUUUCGGGGGCGCCCAAAUCCCCUUCCCCUGAGUUCCUUAGCAGCCCCUAACAACCCCCAUCGCCCUCUGCUCCCUCCCCGCCGCCGCAACCAACCCCGAGGAGGGAUGACCCUCUCCGGCGGCGGCAGCGCCAGCGAUAUGUCCGGCCAGACGGUGCUGACGGCCGAGGACGUGGACAUCGAUGUGGUGGGCGAGGGUGACGACGGGCUGGAGGAGAAGGACAGCGACGCGGGUUGCGAUAGCCCUGCGGGGCCGCCGGAUCUGCGCCUGGACGAGGCGGACGAGGUGCCGCCGGCGACACCCCAUCACGGGCAGUCUCAGCCGCCCCACCAGCAGCCCCUGGUAUUGCCCAAGGAGGCGGCGGGAGCCGGGGCCGGGCCUGCGAGCGAGGCGGGAGCGCCGGAGGUGGACGGCUGCAAGGGUGGCGAAGAGGGCGGCACGAGCGGUAGCGGGCCCGGCGCGGGUAGCGGUGCGGCUGGCGGCCUGACUCCAAGCAAGCCCAAGAACAGCCUGGUGAAGCCACCCUACUCGUACAUCGCUCUCAUCACUAUGGCCAUCCUGCAGAGCCCGCAGAAGAAGCUGACCCUGAGUGGCAUCUGUGAGUUCAUCAGCAAUCGCUUCCCCUACUAUCGGGAGAAGUUCCCCGCCUGGCAGAACAGCAUCCGCCACAACCUCUCACUUAAUGACUGCUUCGUCAAGAUCCCCCGCGAGCCGGGCAACCCAGGCAAGGGCAACUACUGGACCCUGGACCCGCAGUCCGAGGAUAUGUUCGACAACGGCAGCUUCCUGCGGCGCCGGAAACGCUUCAAGCGCCACCAGCAGGAACACCUGCGCGAGCAGACGGCGCUCAUGAUGCAGAGCUUCGGCGCUUACAGCUUGGCGGCAGCGGCAGGCGCCGCGGGACCUUACGGCCGCCCCUACGGCCUGCACCCAGCGGCCGCAGCCGGUGCCUACUCGCAUCCAGCGGCUGCAGCAGCUGCAGCAGCGGCCGCAGCGCUCCAGUACCCAUAUGCCCUGCCGCCAGUGGCGCCGGUGCUGCCGCCCGCCGUGCCCUUGCUGCCCUCGGGCGAGCUGGGCCGAAAAGCGGCCGCCUUCGGUUCGCAGCUCGGCCCGGGCCUGCAGCUCCAGCUUAAUAGCCUAGGCGCGGCCGCGGCUGCCGCGGGCACGGCGGGCGCGGCGGGCACCACGUCGCUCAUCAAGUCUGAGCCCAGCGCGCGGCCGUCGUUCAGCAUCGAGAAUAUCAUCGGAGGGGGCCCUGCGGCGCCGGGCGGCUCUGCCGGGAGCGCUGGCGGUGCCAGUGGCACUGGGGGGGCUGGGGGUAGCGGGGGCGGCGGCACGGCACAAUCUUUCUUGCGGCCGCCGGGGACCGUGCAGUCGGCGGCGCUCAUGGCCACGCACCAGCCACUGUCUCUGAGCCGGACGACUGCUACCAUCGCGCCCAUUCUGAGCGUGCCGCUCUCUGGACAGUUCCUGCAGCCUGCAGCCUCCGCCGCCGCCGCCGCUGCCGCCGCCGCUCAAGCCAAGUGGCCAGCGCAAUAGGGACGUGCCGGUGGCCGGGGCGCUGGCGGGUCGGCAGCCUCAGGCAGCGUGUGCAUUUCCCGGCUGCGCGCUCUGCCCCGGUCCCGGUCCCGGUCCCCCUGCCUAAUCCUGGACUCGGCCAUAUCCAACCCCCGCCCCGAUCCCCCACCACCGACCUUCCGCGGCCUCCAUCCCCUCGCGCACACCUAAGCUGACCGAGCAAACUCACCGCGCGCCCGCCGGGAAUAGCUUUCCAUACAGGUAAAACCAAUAACCGAAUUUUCCAAAAAUGCACCCCGACGGCGCCUGUUCUCAGUAUCGUAGGGGUGGAGGGAAAUUCUUUGUACAUAUUUGUAUAAAAAUUAUUGACUUUCCUUUUGGGGUUUUUAUUUUUUUAAGAAAAAAAAACAAAUUCAGUAGAUUUAGAGCUCUGAACUUUCAUUUUUUUUGAAGGUUCACUCUCCGCAGUUUUAUCUGAGAAAAUGUAUAGAGACGUUGGGAGAUUUUAAAUACAAAAUUUUCAAAAAGGCGAAGUGUCAUUCUAUUAUAAAAGUCUGUUUAUAUAUGAAUGAAUAUAUAUGGUAUUCUAAAUGUUAUUCCAUCGUGUUGUACACAACUUUGUAAAUAAAUUUUUAAAAUGCUCAA
Messenger RNA from Marmota monax (woodchuck), 2514 nucleotides. It is a transcript of the gene Foxd3, whose product is annotated as forkhead box D3. The transcript has a single exon. The coding region runs from base 457 to 1890 and encodes 477 amino acids. Gene Ontology annotation, biological process: cell differentiation; regulation of transcription by RNA polymerase II; anatomical structure morphogenesis. NCBI's taxonomy places the organism in Eukaryota, Metazoa, Chordata, Mammalia, Rodentia, Sciuridae. Gene Ontology annotation, molecular function: DNA-binding transcription factor activity, RNA polymerase II-specific; RNA polymerase II cis-regulatory region sequence-specific DNA binding. The record is from RefSeq and is a predicted model, not a curated record.